Athalia rosae (coleseed sawfly) is the source of this 3633-nucleotide messenger RNA. RefSeq names its product microprocessor complex subunit DGCR8 (gene pasha). Gene Ontology annotation, cellular component: microprocessor complex. The record is from RefSeq and is a predicted model, not a curated record. Gene Ontology annotation, molecular function: heme binding; double-stranded RNA binding; primary miRNA binding. Lineage: Eukaryota; Metazoa; Arthropoda; Insecta; Hymenoptera; Athaliidae. Gene Ontology annotation, biological process: primary miRNA processing. The transcript has 7 exons. Bases 253 to 2217 code for a protein of 654 amino acids.
UUAGGGUGGAGCUCGAACCGUGUCGAACGCCAUGAUCCGUGGGCUGUUGUUGGCCAUGAGUCGAAAUUGGUUUGAUCUGCUUUCCGAGGUGUAGUAGCCUCUGUUACCAAAAAGGGUUACCUGCCUGCCACGAUGUUACACAUAGAAUCGGAUUCCAAACAACUUCGGAAUUCCAUCAAUGAAAUCAUCUACUGGUCUUAAAUCAAUAACUGAAGAAGCAGCAUUUCGUGCGCCUUCUGAUACCAGUUAGUCAUGGCUGACGAAGAAAACUCUUGUAAGAGAUUAAAGUUAGAUGAUGAGCCCAGUAGAGAUGUGGAUUUCUCCAGACUGGAAACGGAGAAGCCUGCGGAAUGUCCAUUCAAGAACCAUUUGGAUGUAUUACUAGAUGAGGAUGAUAGUAUGAACAUUUCAAAUGUUAGAUCCGAUUCAAAUCACAAUUGUAAUGGAGAAACGGUCAAUCAAGGUAAUAUUGACUCAGAGCAUUAUCGCCAGGAUCUAUCGAAUGGUCAUGAACAAAAUGACGACAAUGACUCAAGUCCUAGCACUCAAGAUCCUUGUGCCAGCGAUGAUUUAAGACAUUUUGAUGUUCUUGACGAUUUGGAGAGACACCCAGAUCAAGAUGGGUCUGAUUCUGACUCUGAAUCUGAUAGUAUGGAUUCUGAUGUACCAGAUGAAGAAAUUGAAGCCAUGUUGGAAGAAGGAUUGCCUGAAGAAUUUAAAGGAAAGCGGAGAAAAAAAGCAGAUGGGAUGCCAUAUGAAGAAAAAGAGAAAUUAGUUUUGGAUGAGAUAGGGCACAAUCACUUCGAUGUUUUACCUGAGGGUUGGGUGCAAGUUACUCAUAACAGUGGACUUCCACUGUACCUGCACAAACAGAGCCGUGUUUGUACGUUAGCCAAACCAUACUUCCUCGGACCAGGCAGUGUACGAAAGCACGAAGUACCUGUAAGUGCUGUACCUUGCUUGCAAUAUAGAAGAGCAUUGCGCGAAGAAGAAGAAGAGGAAAAGAAGAGAAAGGAGAGGGAAAAGGAACCCACUGUGGAAGCUUGCAGUUUGCCCAGUGCUAAGAUUGAAACUAUUCAAGAAAACAGGGCAGCACAUUCUUUGGACAGCGAACAACUCAGGAAUUAUUGUCAAGCAUUGUUUCGAUUCAAAGCAAUCAAAGUCAUGAGAUUCCAAUCUUGGUCAGCACGGCGAAAGUUUACAAAGAAUAAAAAGCAUCGCAAACAGCUGGAGAGACCAACGUUACCCGAUGGCACCAAGUUGAUCACUUUCCCAGUUGGCGGGGCCUCGAUAUCUGGAAGCUGUAAUACAGCUGCCGGAGAAGACAGUGGGGGGCAGAGACCUCCUAAACACUGGAUUAUGAAUCCAUCCGGGAAAAGUUAUGUUUGUAUUUUGCACGAAUAUGUCCAGCAUGCCCUCAAGAAACAACCGACUUAUAAAUUUAAGGAAUUAGAGAAUGCAUCUACGCCAUAUUCCGCAGUGGUCUGUAUAAAUGAAAUGGAAUAUGGCAGUGGCUUUGGUAGCAGCAAAAAACAAGCAAAGGCAAAUGCAGCACGCAAGACUCUUGAAAUCCUAAUUCCUCAGAUGCGGGAUAAGAUUUCGGGAGAUUCAGGAGAUGGUGCUAAUAAUUCCAGCAGAGCUCUCAAAGCUUCAAGAGGUACAUCCGAAGCUGAUCUCUCUUUUUUCGAUGAAAUUGCGAUCACUGAUCCUCGAGUCGCCGAGUUCUGUGCCAAAACGACAGAGCCUUCGCCUCAUGCAAUUCUAAUCACAUGUCUGCAACGAAACUUCGGUCUUGGCGAUAUGCAUAUUAACUAUUCCGUCAACACCCUAAAGCAUCAGCGCAAUGAAUUUACAAUGCGUGUUGGAAAACACGAAGCAACCGUGGUUUGCCGUAAUAAAAAAGAUGGUAAACAACGAGCAGCACAAGCAAUAUUACAACGAUUACACCCACACAUCCAGUCUUGGGGUUCACUGCUAAGGUUAUAUGGAUCACGCAGCGUCAAAUCAUUUAAGGAAAAGAAACAAUUGGAACAAGAAAUUACGCUUCUACAAGGCAAGGCUCUAGUAAAUCAGCCAAAUCACGCGAUCUUGGGUAAGCUCCGACAAGAAAUGCGUAAAUUAGCGGAACAACGCCAAGCAGUGCAACCAAUAGGUAAAUUCCUACCACCCGAUUUACCGACUGGCUCUGCAGCUAACUUGAAUAAUGUUGAUCUAUAAACUCCUAGUCCGAUGUGGCAUUGAUUCACAAUCAUAAAGUAGAGAUAAUACAAUUCAAAUAUUAAAAUGAAUCUGGCACACCUAUAAUUUGGCCAAUUGCGUUAUAAUACGUUACAUUGUAGCACUGAAAAUAGUGUUAUAGAACUUGAUGAAUUUUUAAUUGCUGGAGCAAUGCACGGCCCCAUAGCUAUUAGGUUGUUGUUUUUUUUUUCCGCCAAGUUAUUGCACUCUUUAAAAUAUUGGUGCUGAUUUUGUUCAACCGUACAAUUUUGUUCAUCUACCAUUUUUAUAAAGUUGAGCUGAAUUUUUUAUUAUAUUUAUAACAACUACCCGGGUAAUAAGUUAGUGAUUUCUAUUGAACUGAUUGCUACCAAUACGGUAAUGUUAAUAUUAACUAAUGUUCUAAUUGAUCAAAUAAUUGAUUGUAUAUUAUUAAAAUUGGAUGCCCAAUCUAGGGUAUGUAUUUGGCUAUUACAAUUUCAGUGAUCGAAUCAGCAGUUGCUUUAUGCUGCCAAUCAAUAGUAAUAAGAAUUGUUCAUAAUAUUCGUUAGAUUUAUGUUAAAGGAACAGGAGGAGCCAUCGAGGAUAUCCUGCGAAUUUUUUUAAAAAACUUUUAUUAGUUUGAUACUACAUAUGUUUAUUUUGGCACUGUGUAAUACGAUCAAUUUGAAACACACUGUCCUAAAUUGAAAGAACUUAAUCUAUUUUUUAAAUGAUUGAUAGAACAAUCAACAUAUUGUAAAUGAAAAUUGUACACCGAAAAAAAAAAAUUACCAAAAGAGAAUAUUACUUGAUUUUACAACGGUUAAUGAAAUUUGUUCGAUAUGAUUUCCACCAUGAAAUUGAUUUGUAAAUAAUUGUAUCAAGGCAUACGUUAGCUAAAUAGAGGAUGAUUUCUUUUUCUUAUAGUAUAAAAGAAAGUUGAAUGAAGACAAGAAAACCACCUAUAAUGUAGAUUAGUAGAUGUUAUUCUAAUGAGAUGUCCAAAUAGGCUUAUGAUAAGACCUAGUGUUCGUAGUCGUUAAGGAGUAGUUUUCAUGUUAAUUGAACAAUUUUUGUACAGUUGGAUGGUUUGAAAAGAACUGAUGCAAGCAUAUUGAAUCAAUUUUGAUCAAAAUAUUUCCAAAUAACAGAUUCUGCAAUAUUUUUGAAGAAUUAUAGUUUUGUGUAAUCAUGUGAAUGGUUCUAGAAUUAUAUCUUGCAAAGGACGUACGUACCACUCAAUGCAGCAGACUAUAGAUUAUGACCUAAUACUUUACACAUUAGAAAGAAAUGUACUUCAAUGAGUUUAAUCUCAACGAUUCUGAGUUAUUGCGAUAAACUUGAGCUAGUAAUUUUGUUCCAUGUUAUACCGCUUAGAAAUAAGUGCUAUAAAAUAUGUGAAGCAGAAGAAUAAUAUACGUCAUCAAUCUUCAA